CGGGGAGUCAAAAAGUGCAGAAUGACGGAGAGAAGUGAGGGAAUGAAACAGUAAGAGGGAAAGGAAUACACAGUUAGACAAAUACCAAGAGAGGAAGGGAAGAGUCAUCGGGAGGAGGAGGAGGAGGCUAUCCAGAAAUGGAGUCCAAAGGAAGGAAGAAGAUCCAGUUUUCUGUGUCGACGACCCCCAGCCAACUCGACCCCAGAUCGGUGGAGAUGAUCAGAAGACGCCGACCCACACCAGCCACCCUAUUCCGAGUGUCUGAACCCCAGUCGCCAGAUGAAGACCCCGCAGCACAUCAGCCAGGGGAUCCCCAGUGUCUGAAAACAAAGAGACAAAAUCAAUAUGCCUACAUCCCCCCUUCUUUUAAAGCUGUCCAGCGCAUAGUCCAGUCUCAUUUGCAGUCCCUUGACUCUCUUGGUGACAACGAUGACGAGGAAGCUGAAGGAGAUAUUGGGAGUGAGACAGAAGAGUCCGAGGACUGCGUGAUGGAAGAGUGUGGCGUGCAAACCAAAGAAGAUGAUGGUGACCCUUCUUCAAGAAGCCUUGAGGCCCUCCUGCAUCACACCCUUCUGGAAGAGAGGACAGAAGUCACAGAGCAGGAAGACAACACGCAGACUGUUCCAGAUCCAGUGUGUGAAAAGCAAGUGGCUUCCAUUCCACAGCCAUGAUCCCGGGAUCUCUAUCUCUACGGACCGAAGCCAAACUGCUGCGCCCCAAAGAUUAGUGCGACCACCAUCCUCCCCUUCAGAGCUUGCUGCAGCGUCCCUGGACAGAGCCUGGACAAUCCUGUAUAUUUAUGUGAUAGAACCUGCUUAAUCCAAGUCAUAAAACAUACAACUUGUGUA
Molecule: messenger RNA, 848 nt
Organism: Spea bombifrons (plains spadefoot toad)
Lineage: Eukaryota; Metazoa; Chordata; Amphibia; Anura; Pelobatidae
Gene: PPP1R1B
Product: protein phosphatase 1 regulatory inhibitor subunit 1B
Exons: 8
Coding region: 138-671 (177 amino acids)
Biological process (GO): intracellular signal transduction
Cellular component (GO): cytoplasm
Molecular function (GO): protein phosphatase inhibitor activity
Source: RefSeq, a predicted model, not a curated record